AUGGAUCGUUCCGCGGGCUCAGAUCAGAUGGCGCUUCCGCUGGCACCACCGCCGUUAUCUUUUCAACCUGCGCACGCAGUUCAGGUGGUGUCGAGCACGUGGGCCAGAGACUCCCAUGACCUGUUCGACUUCGAGGCCCACCACCUCUACACCAAGACCUUCACUGUGCUCCAGUCGAUGGUUUGCGUACGAAAUGGUACCGAAGUAAUGAUGAUGAGAGAGAAUGCGUCGAUGCCUCUGGGCAGCGACCCCUUGCUGAGAAUCAUCCAAAAGGAUGGUCUUUUCUGGGUCGACAAGGCUUCGCCAAACACUGCUUCGAAGAAGCUUUGGCGAGUCGUGCGAGAUGGUCAGCCUUCUGGGCACAACCUCACAGAAGGCGACAUCAUCAAACUGGGCCGAUUUAAGUUCAAAGUCCGUCAGCUGGGCAUGAGCCCAGCCUCCCAGCCAGAGCUGCGACUUGAGGACACGGGUGGCGCCUGCUGUCCGGCACACUUGGACCAUGAGGCCCUUGCGUCCACUCUGUGCCGCAUUUGCUUGCUCGAGGGGUCGACGGAGGAGGAUCCGCUGAUCACGCCAUGUCAGUGCAAGGGAUCGAUUGAGUACGUCCACCUUGGAUGCCUCCGAUACUGGAUUCGAGGGCGUCUGAACCUCACGGAUGGGGCCAGUGGAGGCUCCUACUUCUACCGACCCUUAGCCUGUGAGCUCUGCAAGGCUACGUACCCUACGUAUGUGAACAUGGCACAGGACCGCAUGCCUCUUGUUGAGGUGCCGCGAACAACGCCACCUUUCAUUGUGCUCGAGAACCUGGUGAGAGACUCCCAGCAGCACGCCACACGAGGCCUGCACGUGAUCUCCCUGGCGGAGAAGGUUCUGAAGCUGGGACGUGGCCACGACAGCGACGUCCGCAUCGCCGACGUCUCCAUCUCGCGCUGCCACGCGAUGAUCCGCUUCAGCCAGGGCAACUUUCUGUUGGAGGACAACGACAGCAAGUUCGGAACGCUGGUGGCCAUGAAGAAGCCCCGGCAGCUCGAGCCUGGCAGCUCCGUCUCAAUCCAAAUGGGCCGAACGGUCCUUUGCCUUCAGGUUCAGACGGACCACGGCUACAUCACCGCCCCUCCGCUGCUGCCUUUGCCGACGACUGUGGACGACCCCCGUGCCUCCCGUCUGGCUGUUCUGACCCGAGGGCGCCCCGAGAUUGAUGCGGAGAACCCGUCAUGCGACGCACGAGGCGGCGCAACAACGCAGGGCACGGAGUCCCUAUAG
Symbiodinium natans is the source of this 1263-nucleotide messenger RNA. NCBI's taxonomy places the organism in Eukaryota, Dinophyceae, Suessiales, Symbiodiniaceae. The record is from the annotation of a GenBank genome assembly.